Scophthalmus maximus (turbot) is the source of this 1278-nucleotide messenger RNA. Its product is annotated as C-1-tetrahydrofolate synthase, cytoplasmic. Gene Ontology annotation, biological process: tetrahydrofolate interconversion. The transcript is spliced from 11 exons. The coding region runs from base 199 to 1158 and encodes 319 amino acids. NCBI's taxonomy places the organism in Eukaryota, Metazoa, Chordata, Actinopteri, Pleuronectiformes, Scophthalmidae. Gene Ontology annotation, molecular function: methenyltetrahydrofolate cyclohydrolase activity; methylenetetrahydrofolate dehydrogenase (NADP+) activity. The record is from RefSeq and is a predicted model, not a curated record. Gene Ontology annotation, cellular component: cytosol.
ACACACACACACAUGUCAUGAUUAUUUUAUGAUUGACAGUAAUGUUUUCAUGUUAUUUUCUUUUAUGAUAAACUGAAGCAACAAAAACAACUUGCUGCAGCAUUUUGGUCCCCACAAGUAUGUGGACACUGACCACACACACACACACACACACACACACACACUGCAGCUCAGUAUGUUUCUGAUCGUCUCUCAGUCAUGUUUUCCUCGUUCGCCCACCUCCUUCGUCUCGGAGCCUCUGGUUGCCAGGGAAGCAGCCGGUCCAUAGCAACCAUUGUCUCUGGCAUCAAGACGUCCAAGUUGGUGAGGACGAGGCUGAAGGAGGAAGUGGAAACGAUGAGCAGGGAGUUCACUGGGUUCAGACCGGGUCUGACGGUUGUACAGGUGGGAAACAGAGACGACUCCAACCUGUACAUCAGCACCAAACUGCAGGCCGCCGCCCAGAUCGGAAUCGUUGCAAAACACGUGAGGCUAUCGCCGACGGCGACGCAGGACGAGGUGCUGCAGUGCGUCAUGUCCGUGAACGAUGACACGUCCGUCCACGGUCUGAUCGUCCAGCUGCCUCUGGACCACGUGACGCACAUCGACACGCAGCUCGUCACCAACGCCGUGUCGCCGCUGAAGGACGUGGACGGUCUGACUUGUAUUAAUGCAGGGAAACUGUCUCGAGGUGAUCUGAGUGACUGUUUCAUCCCCUGCACCCCCAACGGCUGCAUGGAGCUGAUCAGACAGACAGGCGUGUCUGUGGCGGGGAAACACGCGGUCGUGAUUGGUCGCAGUAAGAUCGUCGGCGCUCCGAUGCACGACCUGCUGCUGUGGAGCGACGCCACCGUGACCAGCUGUCACUCAAAGACCACUGACCUACCUGAGCAGGUGAGCAGGGCCGACAUCCUGGUGGUGGGAGCAGGUAGAGCAGAGAUGGUGAGAGGAGAGUGGCUGAAGGACGGAGCGGUGGUCAUCGACUGUGGCAUCAACUACAUACCAGAUGGGACGAAGGCGAGCGGUCAGCGUGUGGUCGGAGACGUCCACUUUGCCUCAGCCAAUCAGAGAGCAGGAUUCAUCACACCUGUUCCAGGAGGGGUGGGGCCCAUGACGGUGGCCAUGCUCAUGGAGAACACGGUGUGGAGCGCGCAGCGUUUCCUGCAACACCUGAAGUGACCUGAAGAAGAAGACCAAGAAGACGAAGAAGAAGCUCCGCCCAUUGUUUGGUCUCUGACGUAUAAAACGAUUCAAACGUUUCGCUGGAAACAACUUCAUUAAAAUCAUAAUUUGACGUGA